AUGGGCUUUGCUGAUAAUUUUAUGGGAUUUAUAGGCUUUGGAAUUGGAAUUCCAUUUGGUAUUUUUCUGGGAUUUUUCAUCUUCAUACACUUUAGACCCACAGAUGUUGUUCCGAAGGAAAUUGUUAGUAAGCCGUUUAAAGAACUUGACUCGAGCUCCAUAAUCGAUCUUAUUCAAGACCUUCCACUAUGGGUGAUGAGUCCCGAUUACGAGAGAGUCGAUUGGUUGAACAAAUGUAUUGAAAGCACGUGGCCUUACUUUGAUAAGGCUGCAUGUGGGAUGAUUAGAAUCUCAGCAGAAUCUGCUUUUGCUGAGUACAUAGGCAAAUUUCAGAUUGAAACUAUUUAUUUCGAGCACCUUACUCUCGGAAAUUUUCCCCCUAAAGUUCACGGUCUCAAAGCUCAAGAAUCGAAAGAAAAUGAACUAGUUAUCGAUCUUGCAUUGAGGUGGGCUGGAAAUGCAGAUAUUGUUCUUGUGUUCAGACUGUUCUCACUACAAUUUUCUAUUCAGAUAGUAGAUAUUCAAAUAUCGGCAUCAACAAGGAUAUCGUUGAGACCCUUCGUGCCCACAUUCCCCUGUUUUUCGAGCAUUGCAAUAUCAUUGAUGGACAAGCCAAAGAUAGACUUUGGAUUCAAAGUAUGUGGUGCAGAUGUUAUGUCCAUUCCCGGCCUAUACCAUCUUGUUCAGGUAGACUUUCGAACUUCAGGAGCUACAAAGAAGCCUGUGGGUAUACUUCAUGUGAAGGUUGUGAGAGCAAAAAAGCUUUUAAACAUGGAUUUUUUGACGACAUCCGAUCCGUACGUUAAGCUCAGUUUAACCGGUGAAAGAUUACCGUCGAAAAAAACAACGGUCAAGAUGAAUAAUUUGAAUCCCGAGUGGAACGAGGAUUUCAAGCUGAUCGUGAAGGAGCCCGAGACUCAAUUUCUGCAGCUUCAACUAUACGAUUGGGAAAAGGUUGGGGCUCAUGAUUAUUUAGGCAUGCAAAUUGUUCCACUUAAUGUACUAAGACCAUACGAGAAGAAAGAGUUCACGCUCGAUCUGAAAAACAGCACGGAUCCUAACGAUCGUCGAAACUUCAAGCCGAGGGGACAAAUCACAAUACAAACAACCUUUGUCCCUUUUCAAGAAGACAACAAAAAGUUUAGCGGCUCGUUCGAUGAUAAUAAGAAUAAUAAUGGCACUAAUAAUGCAGAGGAUGGAAAUUCCCAAAAUAGCCUCCAAAACGGGUCUUUGAGUGGGUCGGGUUUGCUCCUCCUCACUGUGUUGAAGGCAAGGGACGUCGAGGGGAAAAGCCAUAACAACCCUUAUGCUACCGUUAUCUUUAGAGGGGACAAGAGAAAAACUAAGAUUAUCAAGAAAACUCGACAACCCCAUUGGAAUGAGGAAUUCCAGUUUGUGCUCGACGAGGCUCCUGUGAAGGACAUAAUUCACGUUGAGGUCACGAGCUGCAGAAGACGGAUGGGUUUCAUGUUUAAGGAGUCGUUGGGGUUCAUAGAUAUUAACCUGGCCGACGUCGUCUACAACGGGCACAUCAAUGAGAAGUAUCAUCUUAUCAAUUCAAGAAAUGGGAUUAUACACUUGGAUAUUAGAUGGAAAGCCAUUUGA
Molecule: messenger RNA, 1605 nt
Organism: Striga hermonthica
Lineage: Eukaryota; Viridiplantae; Streptophyta; Magnoliopsida; Lamiales; Orobanchaceae
Source: the annotation of a GenBank genome assembly